AUGAGUGGAAUUAAUAAAGGAUCAAUUGGGAGAAUAAAUGCGAAAAUGGUGGAAGAAAGACAUGAAGCACCUAUGAUAUUUCAUUGCAUCAUACAUCAAGAGGCAUUAUGUUGCAAAGUUUUAGCAUGGAAAGAUGUAAUGAAUAUUGUAGUAUCGACGGUUAACUACAUACGCAAAAAUGCUUUGGCACAUCGUCAAUUCAAAAUAUUUUUGGAAGAAUGCGAUGCUGAAUAUGGGGAUGUAAUAUAUUUUUCCGAAGUAAGGUGGUUGAGUAGAGAAAAAGGUAAAAUUGUACCAGAAUUAUCAAAUGAAAAGUGGGUUCUUAAUCUGGCAUUUUUAACUGAUAUAACAACUUUAUUAAAUGAGCUGAAUACAAAACUACAAGUGAAAUUAAAAUUAUUACACAAACAUAUUAAUGAACAGCACUUGGAUCAUUUCUUAUGCUGUAAAACUGUAUUAGAAUCAACCAAAUCAACUUUAAAUUGGGAAACUACAAAAAUGGAAGUCAUAGAAUUGCAAAACAACGAUAUUCUUAAAAAUGCUUUUAAAGAAAGUAAUGACCUAAAAAUAUUUUAUUCAAGUCUUUCUGAAAUAGAUUUUAAAGGCAUUAAAAGUUUUGCUAAAAAAAUGAUUACUGCUUUUGGUAGCACAUAUAUUUGUGAGCAGACAUUCUCAAUACUUAAAUUCCGAAAAAAUAAAUAUUGUUCACGGUUAAGCGAUGAACACUUGAAUGCUGUUUUAAGGAUAUCAACAUCCAAUUUAAAAGCGGAUAUAAAUGAAUUGGCGGGAAAAAUUCAACCUCAAAAAUCACACUAG
Molecule: messenger RNA, 816 nt
Organism: Sipha flava (yellow sugarcane aphid)
Lineage: Eukaryota; Metazoa; Arthropoda; Insecta; Hemiptera; Aphididae
Product: general transcription factor II-I repeat domain-containing protein 2-like
Exons: 4
Coding region: 1-816 (271 amino acids)
Source: RefSeq, a predicted model, not a curated record